This is a messenger RNA of Chaetomium globosum CBS 148.51, 231 nucleotides long. RefSeq lists its product as uncharacterized. The record is from RefSeq and is a predicted model, not a curated record. The transcript is spliced from 2 exons. Bases 1 to 231 code for a protein of 76 amino acids. Lineage: Eukaryota; Fungi; Ascomycota; Sordariomycetes; Sordariales; Chaetomiaceae.
AUGGACGGUUUACAUGCAAUGAGGGCUGUGAUCUUCCCGCAAUUGAAGUACCGGGACACCAACGCCGUCACCUGCACAGCACAGGAAAGCGAGUUUCAGACCCUGGUGUGGAAGCGCGUCUUCAUUUCUUCAACUCCCGUGUUUUCAGGGAUAUCUGCAGGCGUCACUUGCAGCGUAACAAUGCUCAACAAGCUGCCGCCAGGCUCGCUUGGACGGCCAGGGGGUUUCUGA